AUGCACUCUUGCCUGUGGAGAUGUAUCAUAGUUGCUGUGUCCUUAGUCAUCCUGAGAUUCUACUUUCAAGAGAAUAAAGAACAUGUUGACUAUGGUACAAAAUUGAAGGAAAAGAAGGAAAUCCUUCAGCAGACAGUUCGGGAACAAAUCAACUCUGAAGUCAGUAACCACCUGGAAGUUUUCAGGGAGCUGCAGAAAAACUCCCCUCUGCUCCAGCAUGCCAACUACGAACUCCUGGCUGGAGCCCUUCCCAAGGAAAAGAAACUGCUGACAGUGGGCAUCUCCUCAGUGCAACGCCCCCAAGGGAGCUACCUCCUGGACACCCUGCAGUCCCUGUUCCAAGCUUCCUCCGAAGCUGAGCUGGAGACUAUGGUGGUGCUGGUGCACCUGUCAGACCCUGACCCUGAAUGGCUGGGCCAAGCAGUUGCCAAUAUUUCAGACCUCUUUGAGCCACACAUUGAGGCCAGGGAGCUGCUUGUGAUCCACGGACUUCUGGAUGGCUCCCCACUGAGGAAUGUAAACCAGUCCUCACCCUGUGAAGAACUUGAUUUCAGGCAGAAAGUGGAUUAUGCCCUCCUCAUGAACUUUGCAAGCAACCUCUCUGAUUACUUCCUGUUGAUGGAUGAUAAUGUUCAGUGCACCCUCUAUUUUGUUUCUUCCAUCUACUGGGCAUUAUCAGCCUGGAAAGAAUACCCUUGGGUGAUUGUGGAGUUCUCCAACCUGAGAUUCUCUGGGAAAGUUUUCCACUCUGGUGACCUCUCCCGCCUGGCCUCCUUCUUCCUCCUCUUCCAUGAGCACACUUCAGCUCACUUACUUCUCUCUAGAUUCCAUCUUCUCUUGGCUCAAAAUAGUCCAAUUCAUCUCAGUCCCUCCAUGUUCUACCACAUGGGUAAUUAUUCUGAAUUGGAGGCCACAUGCUUUCCUGUGGAGAAGGACAAGGUCUUUGGUGAGCCAGACAAUCCCACUGCUAUUGUCCUCACUGACAUGGUGUCGAUGCUGAAUAUCAUUCCACUAUAUGCUUAUGUUCUGAAUGAGGAGUCCUACACUACCUUGGAUCCCAUAGAAGGCAACCACCUCACAGUGAUUCUGGAUAGACCACAAAAAAUCCUCCGAAUCGUGGUGCUGACAGGCACUGAGGAAAAUGGGAUGUAUCACCUGCAAAAGGGCAGAGUACUGCUGGGCUAUGACAUCAUGGAGCAACCCAAACACUGUGUUCGUUAUUCCCUGCUAGGGCCACUGGUAGGAGGAAAUUUGGACCAGAGGGUAUUUUAUGAUGAAGAUUCUAUGGAGAAGUUGAGUUGUAUACGACUGGAGGUGUCAGCAUCUCAAGAGCACUGGCUUGUGAUCAGGCAGAUCAAAGUCUGGACAGACCCUGAGGACGAGGAGAGUUAG
Molecule: messenger RNA, 1392 nt
Organism: Sciurus carolinensis (gray squirrel)
Lineage: Eukaryota; Metazoa; Chordata; Mammalia; Rodentia; Sciuridae
Product: alpha-1,6-mannosyl-glycoprotein 4-beta-N-acetylglucosaminyltransferase-like
Exons: 3
Coding region: 1-1392 (463 amino acids)
Biological process (GO): protein N-linked glycosylation
Molecular function (GO): acetylglucosaminyltransferase activity
Source: RefSeq, a predicted model, not a curated record